This is a messenger RNA of Zalophus californianus (California sea lion), 12372 nucleotides long. RefSeq names its product calcium voltage-gated channel subunit alpha1 D (gene CACNA1D). Gene Ontology annotation, molecular function: high voltage-gated calcium channel activity. The coding region runs from base 350 to 6895 and encodes 2181 amino acids. The transcript has 49 exons. NCBI's taxonomy places the organism in Eukaryota, Metazoa, Chordata, Mammalia, Carnivora, Otariidae. Gene Ontology annotation, biological process: calcium ion import across plasma membrane. Gene Ontology annotation, cellular component: voltage-gated calcium channel complex; membrane. The record is from RefSeq and is a predicted model, not a curated record.
UCUCCGCGGCGUCCCUCCGCUAGAGGAGGGGACCAAGCCAAUUCUCCUUUGCAGCAAAAAAUUACAUGUAUAUAUUAUUAAGAUAAUAUAUACAUCUGAUCUUAUUUUUUAAAAAAAAGUUUAUUUUGCUCCAUUUUUGAAAAAGAGGGAGCGUGGGUGGCGAGCGGUUUUUACAAAUUAUUCUUAUUUUCUGCUAUCUGUCCCCGUCCCUCCCCACCCCCUGCUGAAGCGACAAUAAGGGCAGGGACCGCGGCUCCUACCUAUCGGUAACCCCCUUACCCGUUCCUUCCCCGCCCCAACGCCCAGCACCGUGCCCUGCACACAGUAGGCGCUCAAUAAAUGUUCGUGGAUGAUGAUGAUGAUGAUGAUGAAAAACAUGCACCAUCAACGGCAGCAGCAAGCGGACCACGCGAACGAGGCAAACUAUGCAAGAGGCACCAGACUCCCUCUUUCUGGUGAAGGACCAACUUCUCAGCCGAAUAGCUCCAAGCAAACCGUCCUGUCUUGGCAAGCUGCAAUCGAUGCUGCCAGACAGGCCAAGGCUGCCCAAACUAUGAGCACCUCCGCACCCCCACCUGUGGGAUCUCUCUCCCAAAGAAAACGUCAGCAAUACGCCAAGAGCAAAAAACAGGGUAACUCGUCCAACAGCCGACCUGCCCGCGCCCUUUUCUGUUUGUCACUCAAUAACCCCAUCCGAAGAGCCUGCAUUAGUAUAGUGGAAUGGAAACCAUUUGACAUAUUUAUAUUAUUGGCUAUUUUUGCCAAUUGUGUGGCCUUAGCUAUUUACAUCCCAUUCCCUGAAGAUGAUUCUAAUUCAACAAAUCAUAACUUGGAAAAAGUAGAAUAUGCCUUCCUGAUUAUUUUUACAGUCGAGACAUUUUUGAAGAUUAUAGCGUAUGGAUUAUUGCUACAUCCUAAUGCUUAUGUUAGGAAUGGAUGGAAUUUACUGGAUUUUGUUAUAGUAAUAGUAGGAUUGUUUAGUGUAAUUCUGGAACAAUUAACCAAAGAAACAGAAGGCGGUAACCACUCCAGUGGCAAGUCAGGAGGCUUCGAUGUCAAAGCCCUCCGCGCCUUUCGGGUGUUACGACCACUUCGACUAGUGUCAGGAGUGCCCAGUUUACAAGUUGUCCUGAACUCCAUUAUAAAAGCCAUGGUUCCCCUCCUUCACAUAGCCCUUUUGGUAUUAUUUGUAAUCAUAAUCUAUGCUAUUAUAGGAUUGGAACUUUUUAUUGGAAAAAUGCACAAAACAUGUUUUUUUGCUGACACAGAUAUCCUAGCCGAAGAGGACCCAGCGCCAUGUGCGUUCUCAGGGAAUGGACGCCAGUGUGCCUCCAAUGGCACCGAGUGUAGGAGUGGCUGGGUUGGCCCAAAUGGAGGCAUCACCAACUUUGAUAACUUUGCCUUUGCCAUGCUCACCGUGUUUCAGUGCAUCACCAUGGAGGGCUGGACAGACGUGCUCUACUGGAUGAAUGAUGCUAUGGGAUUUGAAUUGCCCUGGGUGUAUUUUGUCAGUCUCGUCAUCUUUGGGUCAUUUUUCGUACUAAAUCUUGUACUUGGUGUAUUGAGCGGAGAAUUCUCAAAGGAAAGAGAGAAGGCUAAAGCCCGGGGAGAUUUCCAGAAGCUCCGGGAGAAGCAGCAGCUGGAGGAGGAUCUAAAGGGCUACCUGGAUUGGAUCACCCAAGCAGAAGACAUUGAUCCUGAGAACGAGGAAGAAGGAGGAGAAGAAAGCAAACGAAACACCAGCAUGCCCACCAGCGAGACCGAGUCGGUGAACACAGAGAACGUAAGUGGCGGAGGCGAGAACCAAGGCAGCUGUGGGAGUCUCUGGUGCUGGUGGAAAAGAAGAGGCACGGCCAAGGCUGGGCCCUCUGGGUGUCGGCGGUGGGGCCAAGCCAUCUCAAAAUCCAAGCUCAGCCGACGCUGGCGUCGCUGGAACCGCUUCAAUCGCAGAAGAUGUCGGGCUGCUGUGAAGUCUGUCACGUUUUACUGGCUGGUUAUUGUCCUGGUGUUUCUCAACACCUUAACCAUUUCCUCUGAGCACUACAACCAGCCUGACUGGCUGACGCAGAUUCAAGAUAUUGCUAACAAAGUCCUCCUGGCUCUGUUCACCUGCGAGAUGCUGGUAAAAAUGUACAGCUUGGGUCUCCAGGCAUAUUUCGUCUCUCUCUUUAACCGGUUUGAUUGCUUCGUGGUGUGCGGUGGAAUUACUGAGACCAUCUUGGUGGAGCUGGAGAUCAUGUCUCCCCUGGGGAUCUCUGUGUUUCGGUGCGUGCGCCUCUUAAGGAUUUUCAAGGUGACCAGGCACUGGACUUCCCUGAGCAACUUAGUGGCCUCCUUGUUAAACUCCAUGAAGUCCAUCGCUUCGCUGUUGCUUCUGCUUUUUCUCUUCAUCAUCAUCUUUUCCUUGCUUGGGAUGCAGCUGUUUGGUGGCAAGUUUAAUUUUGACGAAACGCAGACCAAGCGGAGCACCUUUGACAAUUUCCCUCAAGCCCUUCUGACAGUCUUCCAGAUCCUGACAGGGGAAGACUGGAACGCUGUGAUGUAUGAUGGCAUUAUGGCCUAUGGUGGCCCAUCCUCUUCAGGGAUGAUCGUCUGCAUCUACUUCAUCAUCCUCUUCAUUUGUGGUAACUAUAUCCUACUGAAUGUCUUCUUGGCGAUCGCUGUAGACAAUCUGGCUGAUGCUGAAAGUUUGAAUACUGCCCAGAAAGAGGAAGCUGAAGAGAAGGAGAGGAAAAAGAUUGCCAGAAAAGAGAGCCUGGAGAAUAAAAAGAACAACAAACCAGAAGUCAACCAGAUAGCCAACAGUGACAAUAAGGUUACAAUUGAUGACUAUCGAGAAGAGGAUGAAGACAAGGACCCCUACCCACCUUGUGAUGUGCCAGUAGGGGAAGAGGAAGAGGAGGAAGAGGAAGAUGAACCUGAGGUUCCUGCUGGCCCCCGUCCUCGCAGAAUCUCAGAGUUGAACAUGAAGGAGAAAAUCACCCCCAUUCCUGAAGGGAGCGCAUUCUUCAUUCUGAGCAAGACCAACCCGAUCCGCGUGGGCUGCCACAAGCUCAUCAACCACCACAUCUUCACCAACCUCAUCCUCGUGUUCAUCAUGCUGAGUAGCGCCGCCCUUGCCGCCGAGGACCCCAUCCGCAGCCACUCCUUCCGGAACACCAUACUGGGUUACUUUGACUAUGCUUUCACAGCCAUCUUUACUGUUGAAAUCCUGUUAAAGAUGGCGACUUUUGGAGCUUUCCUCCACAAAGGGGCUUUCUGCAGGAACUACUUCAAUCUGCUGGAUAUGCUGGUGGUCGGGGUGUCCCUAGUAUCAUUUGGGAUCCAAUCCAGUGCCAUCUCCGUUGUGAAGAUUCUGAGGGUCUUAAGGGUCCUGCGGCCGCUCAGGGCGAUCAACAGAGCAAAAGGACUUAAGCACGUGGUCCAGUGUGUCUUCGUGGCCAUCCGGACCAUUGGCAACAUCAUGAUCGUCACCACCCUUCUCCAGUUCAUGUUCGCCUGCAUCGGGGUCCAGUUGUUCAAGGGAAAGUUCUAUCGCUGUACAGAUGAAGCCAAAAGUAACCCCGAAGAGUGCAGGGGGCUUUUCAUCCUCUACAAGGAUGGGGAUGUUGAUAACCCUGUGGUCCGUGAGAGGAUCUGGCAAAAUAGUGAUUUCAACUUUGACAACGUCCUUUCUGCUAUGAUGGCGCUGUUCACGGUCUCCACAUUUGAGGGCUGGCCUGCGUUGCUGUAUAAAGCCAUCGACUCAAAUGGAGAGAACGUGGGCCCCGUCUACAACCACCGCGUGGAGAUCUCCAUUUUCUUCAUUAUCUACAUCAUCAUCGUUGCUUUCUUCAUGAUGAACAUCUUUGUGGGCUUCGUCAUUGUCACAUUUCAGGAGCAGGGAGAGAAAGAGUAUAAGAACUGUGAGCUGGACAAAAAUCAGCGUCAGUGUGUUGAAUACGCCUUGAAAGCACGUCCCUUGCGGAGAUACAUCCCCAAAAACCCCUACCAGUACAAGUUCUGGUACGUGGUGAACUCCUCGCCUUUCGAAUACAUGAUGUUUGUCCUCAUCAUGCUCAACACACUCUGCUUGGCCAUGCAGCACUACGAGCAGUCCAAGAUGUUUAAUGACGCCAUGGACAUUCUGAACAUGGUCUUCACUGGGGUGUUCACCGUCGAGAUGGUUUUGAAAGUCAUCGCAUUUAAACCUAAGGGGUAUUUUAGUGACGCCUGGAACACGUUUGACUCCCUCAUCGUAAUCGGCAGCAUUAUAGACGUGGCCCUCAGCGAAGCCGACCCAACUGAAAGUGAAAAUGUCCCUGUCCCAACCGCCACACCCGGGAACUCUGAAGAGAGCAAUAGAAUCUCCAUCACCUUUUUCCGUCUUUUCCGAGUGAUGCGGUUGGUGAAGCUUCUCAGCAGGGGGGAAGGCAUCCGGACGUUGCUGUGGACUUUUAUAAAGUCCUUUCAGGCACUGCCCUAUGUAGCCCUCCUCAUAGCCAUGUUGUUCUUCAUCUACGCGGUGAUUGGCAUGCAGAUGUUUGGGAAGGUUGCUAUGAGAGAUAACAACCAGAUCAACAGGAACAACAAUUUCCAGACCUUUCCCCAGGCGGUGCUGCUGCUCUUCAGGUGUGCCACGGGUGAAGCCUGGCAGGAGAUCAUGCUGGCCUGCCUCCCAGGGAAGCUCUGUGACCCCGAGUCGGACUAUAACCCUGGGGAGGAGUACACAUGUGGGAGCAACUUCGCCAUUGUUUAUUUCAUCAGUUUUUACAUGCUCUGCGCAUUUCUGAUCAUCAACCUGUUUGUGGCUGUUAUCAUGGACAACUUUGAUUAUCUGACCCGGGACUGGUCUAUUCUGGGGCCUCACCAUUUAGAUGAAUUCAAAAGAAUAUGGUCAGAAUAUGACCCUGAGGCGAAAGGAAGGAUAAAACACCUCGAUGUGGUCACUCUGCUCCGCCGCAUCCAGCCUCCCCUGGGUUUUGGGAAACUAUGCCCACACAGAGUAGCCUGUAAGAGACUAGUGGCCAUGAACAUGCCUCUCAACAGUGAUGGGACGGUCAUGUUUAAUGCAACCCUGUUUGCUUUAGUUCGAACGGCUCUUAAAAUCAAGACGGAAGGGAACCUGGAACAAGCUAAUGAAGAACUCCGAGCUGUGAUCAAGAAAAUCUGGAAGAAAACCAGCAUGAAACUGCUUGACCAAGUUGUCCCUCCAGCUGGUGAUGAUGAGGUAACCGUGGGGAAGUUCUAUGCCACUUUCCUGAUACAGGACUACUUUAGGAAAUUCAAGAAACGGAAAGAACAAGGCCUGGUGGGAAAAUACCCUGCGAAGAACACCACCAUUGCCCUACAGGCAGGAUUAAGGACACUGCAUGACAUUGGGCCAGAAAUCCGGCGUGCUAUAUCAUGUGAUUUGCAAGAUGACGAGCCGGAGGAAACAAAACGAGAAGAAGAAGAAGAUGUAUUCAAAAGAAAUGGUGCCCUGCUUGGAAACCAUGUCAAUCAUGUUAAUAGUGAUAGGAGAGACCCCCUUCAGCAGACCAAUACCACCCACCGUCCCCUGCAUGUCCAAAGGCCUUCAGUUCCACCUGCAAGUGAUACUGAGAGACCGCUGUUUCCUCCAGCAGGAAAUUCGGGGUGUCAUAGCCAUCAUAACCAUAAUUCCAUAGGAAAGCAAGCUCCCAGCUCAACAAAUGCCAAUCUCAAUAAUGCCAAUAUGUCCAAAGCUGCCCCUGGAAAGCGGCCCAGCAUGGGGAACCUUGAGCAUAUGUCUGAAAAUGGGCAUCACUCCUCCCACAAGCAUGACCGGGAGCCUCCAAGAAGGUCCAGUAUUAAAAGAACCCGCUAUUAUGAAACUUACAUUAGGUCUGACUCGGGGGAUGAGCAGUUCCCCACUAUCUGCCGGGAAGAUCCAGAGAUCCGUGGCUACUUCAGGGACUCCUGCUGCUUGGAGGAGCAGGAGUAUUUCAGUGGUGAGGAGGGCUUCGAGGAUGCCUGCUCCCUGACCGGGGCCAGGCAAAACUACAGCUACUACAGCCGAUACCCAGGUGGCAGCUGGGACUUCGAGCGGCCCCGAGGCUACCAUCACCCCCAAGGCUUCCUGGAGGAUGAGGACUCGCCUGUUCGCUAUGAUUCCCGGAGAUCUCCAAGGAGACGCCUACUACCUCCCACCCCAACAUCCCACCGGAGAUCCUCCUUCAACUUCGAGUGCCUGCGUGGGCAGAGCAGCCAGGAGGAGGUCCCGCCGUCCCCCGCCUUCCCCCACCGCACAGCCCUGCCUCUGCACCUGAUGCAGCAACAGAUCAUGGCAGUUGCGGGCCUGGAUUCCAGUAAAGCCCAGAAGUACUCACCAAGCCACUCAACCCGGUCAUGGGCCACCCCUCCGGCGACCCCUCCGUACCGGGAUUGGACGCCGUGCUAUGCGCCCCUGAUCCAGGUGGAGCGGCCAGAGGCCCUGGACCAGGUCAACGGCAGCCUGCCGUCCCUGCACCGGAGCUCCUGGUACACGGACGAGCCUGGCAUCUCGUACCGAACGUUCACACCAGCCAGCCUGACUGUCCCCAGCAGCUUCCGCAACAAGAACAGUGACAAGCAGAGGAGCGCAGACAGCUUGGUGGAGGCGGUCCUGAUAUCUGAAGGCUUAGGACGGUAUGCAAGGGACCCAAAAUUUGUAUCGGCAACAAAACACGAAAUCGCCGAUGCCUGCGACCUGACCAUCGACGAGAUGGAGAGUGCAGCCAGCAACCUGCUCAACGGGACGGUGCAUCCCCGGGCCAACGGGGGCGUGGGCCCUGUCUCCCACCGGCAGGACUAUGAGCUCCAGGACUUCGGGCCAGGCUACAGCGAUGAAGAGCCCGACCCCGGAAGAGAUGAGGAGGACCUGGCAGAUGAAAUGAUCUGCAUCACCACCCUGUAGCCCCCAGGGAGGGGCAGACUGGCUCUGGCCUCAGGUGGGGCACCAGAGGGCCAGGGAAAAAGUGCCUCGUAGUUAGGAAAGGUUAGGCACUAGUGUGGAGUCCAUAUUCAAUUAGACUUUUGUACAAGUGAUGUCAUGCCUCACGGAAGCCAUAAACCUGGUAGGGGACAGCCCUGCUCCCGUGCCCAGCCUCAGCUGUGGGAAGCAGCAGGUCCAGCCCUCAGAGGGGAGGACCCGUGAGGAGGUGGGACAAGCCCUGCCCACUUGUCCAGGGCGCCCCCGGGGCUCUCCCCUGCGCCCACCCACCUGCUGGCACGGUGGGGAAGGUCAAGGUGAUGACGAUCACCACACCUGUGUCAUUACCUCAGCCAUUGGUCUAGCAUAUCAGACAUUCACUGGGCCCAGCAUAUCCAUUUUUAAACCCUUUCCUCCCAAACACACUGCUUCCUGGUUUCUGUUUGGCUGUUCUGAAAUACAGUGUGUGAAUCAGGACCUACCUACCAGCCGUCAUCUGGAGAGGGGAGCAGGACCUUAUACAUGAGGUUUUCUGUUAUGUGACCCCAGUUUACAAAAGAGAGUGUCACUCAGUCGGUUUCUGACUGUCAGCUCAAGGGCAACUGUAAACUGGAAUAAUCAUGCACUCGCAACCAGGUAAACUUAGAUACGCUAGUUUGUUUAAAAAUUAUAGAUUUACUGUACAUGACUUGUAAUAUACUAUAAUUUGUAUUUGUAAAGAGAUGGUCUAUAUUUUGUAAUUAUUGUACCGUAUUUGAACUGCAGCAAUAUCCAUGGGUCCUAAUAAUUGUAGUUCCCUGAAAUCUAGGUAUUAUUAGCAUUUUUACUCGGGCUGUACAGAAGUAGGAGAAAUAGAGCCAAUUCUCAUCUAUUCCGUAAAAAUCUUUUGGGGAUGAAAUUUUAAGUUCAAAAGAACUUGACGCUAGAGAUUUUUUCUAAAAAAUAUUUUGAGUCACUCUAAAUCUACCUUUACACAAGAUAUACCAGAUGACUCCUUAACAACCUUUACUUUGGGCAAGAGUUCCAGGAUUUGACAGUGUACCUUCGGUCCACCACGGGCCGCACCUGUCUUUGAUUUUACUGACCCUCUGAUAAGCUCAUCCCGUCGGUCGAGCUGGUGACUCUGACCCUGUGGCAUUCACAGCGGCAUCCCCGCUGCCCACACAAGACCUUUUUUGCAUCUCUGGUGUAGAAAGAAUCGCACGGGGGCAUGAAGUCCCUCUGCCCCCGCUCCCUGAGGAUGGAUGCUGCUGCCGGUCUCUAAAUAGGGGUGCUGGGGAAGGGGGGGGCGGAGGGGCAAAGCGGUGAUCUGCAGGCUUAGAAUGUCGGGUCUGUUCGAUUUGUAUUGUUGCCUUUUCACACAACACUGCUUUACUGUGUGUUCUCUUUGAGGGCUUUUAUAUGCAACUGAAUGAGGGCUGAAGUUUUCAUUAGAACAUUUGCACGGUCUGGCUGUGCUUCCUGAUGAAAACCCACUUGACCACGAGACCCACCAAGGCUUCCCUUUCUGUUCAAGGAAUCAUGCCGACUUUGUCAAGUUACCUUGGCAGGGAUUCCCUGCAGUCAAAAAAAAGAAGACAAUUAGCAGGUUUUUGGUUCAAAAUUUUUAAAUAUUACCUAGACAACCUGUUAAUGUUUUGGGUUUGUUUUUUGUUUUUUGGGUUUUGUUUUUUUUUUUUUGUAAAUAACAAUACUUUGUUAUGAAGACCUUACAAACCUCUUCUUAAGACAUUCUUACUCCAGAUCCAGGCAAAAACACUUGAAGGUUUGUAAAUGACUAUUUCCUGACAUAAAUUUUUUUUAAUUAAAAUGCAAAAUGUUCUUCAGAAUAAAACUGUGUAAUAAUUUUUACGGGGUGAGGGAGCUCUUGCUGCAAAGAGCUGGUGUGGGCCGGUGAGCGCUCCGGAAGGGGCGGGCACUCGGUGAGGGCAGCUCUGGGACUGGGUAGCUUCUCUUAUCCUCAGCUCUCCCUCCUUGAGGCCCAUGGUCACUCAGCACCAGCUGCAGAGAGAGCACGGUUUCUCCUCAAGGGCUAAGCCACUGUCCCCGUCACCUCUGCUGGGCAUUGUUCUGUGUGGCUUCUCAGCAGCAGUCCUACCAGGAUGGGUUUUUCUGGCGCAGGCCGCCAUUUUUCCCUGUUGGUACUUACAAACUGGCACGCAUCCAGGCUGCGCCAGUCCUAACAGGCCUGCGUUCAACCUCCCAUCUACCAUGAAAAUGUUCUUUUUAAGACCCAGUUUGAAGUUGUCGAGCCACGGGGUGGUGUUUUGCUUUUGUUUUUUUUCCCCCUUUUGCUUCAGGAAAGUUGUAAGAUGAACUCUCUCCUGUUUGGCCUCCCUCCCAACCCCCUAAAAAAGGUCAUUUUGUUGUGUCCCCAGGAAUAGUACAUUUGGUUUUGCGUUUUUUGGUAUCACAAAUGGAAAGGGCAGCUCUGAUUGAACGCCCAACCAGCAGGAACCUUGUUAACAGCCUUUUCUCCGGUUUCUAUCCAGACGGCCAGGCCAGACGGGGCUUUCCAGCUCUAUUCCCCCGUUUUGGAGCCUGGUUGAAGCCAGGAAGCUUCUCGGUUCACGGUGUGGGCUUUACCUGCCUUACUGCUGACCCCACGUUUGUGAAAGGAACCAGGGUAGUUUACUUCACACUGUUUAUAUUUUAUGGUCUUCAGUGUCCUUGCCAAUGGUCUGUUUUCCUACAAAGCUUUCCAUUGUUAUGACGGACUGUAGGUUUGUUCUAAAAACCGGUCAGCGACAGAGCUCCAGUUCCUUCCCUGACUCAAAAACAGACACCGGCGAGGCUUGCAUGUGUUGACAAAGUGAGAAGGCAGGAGAAUGGGGAGCAGGCCUGGGGCCCCUGCCUCCAACGUGGGAGCACCAGCGAGAGCGGCCUCGUGGCCCUUGAUGGCGGCAGGAGAGAGGACUGGGGAGGCUGCUCGGCUCUCAAGACGGGGCUGGUGGAGAGGGCGUGCGCUUUCUUUUGGUUUUUUAAGAGAAAAGGAUGUAGGUAUUAGAUCUGAUGUUAAGUUGGUGGAGACAGGAAACAGCCUUUGUGGGGAGGAAGAGGGUUUGGCUGGAGACAGGCUCUAUUUGCAUUUAUGGAAAUGAGGAUUCCCACAGUCAGCCCUGGAAGCAGGAAGACUGGGCAUCCAGGAGCCAGGAGCCGGGUACUAGGGCCUGCCGUUUUCUGGUCCAGCUGCCGGCAGGCUAAUCUUCCAGCUGUGCCUUCUGUCCCCCGUUCAACCCAGAAGACCCUUCUGCUUGUGCAGCAGCUGGAACACAUAGGCUUCUUCGAAGGGGUCCAUGCUGGGAGCCUGAUCCAGGUACAUACACAGCUCAGUUACACGUUUUCAACCAUUGUUUGCAAAGUACAUUCUUCCAUUUGUUCGUAUCACGGGCUCUUCGCUAAGGGGCUUAAAUAAGCUUCCUCCCAGGGCUGAGUGCUGACUUGGUGUCUGGGUGCCCCAAGGGCUGCCUGACCCAAUGGGCACUCUUCUCCCCUCUCUGGCUUCCUCAGCCAACAGCCCUCUUUUCUGAGGUCCAGGGUUCCCUCAUGGCAGUGGAACUUGGUGACAGCCUGCUGCAGCGACACAGGCCAAGGUUCCACUCUGCCAGACGGCUGCAUGCUCACCUGUCAGGGCUCGAGCAAGCAGCCACACAUAAGUUCAAUAUUCUGCCCUGUGGCUGAACCCCAACAGCACAGUGUUCUGCUCUGACUUCUGUGGGCCCUGGGUGUAGAACACGUACCGUCUUCUCUUCUGAGAACUCAUUUCUGCACAUGGCUAAAUUGUGUGAUUGUAUGGAACAAGGCUCAGUGACCAAGAGUAGGGGAGGGGCCCAGAUGUCAUCCGGCCAUACAGCAUGACGCACCUCCUCUGACGAUAGGUCAUUCUGCUUAUGAUGCAGGCACAGUAGCAAACCAGCCGCUGUCCCAGAGACCGAGACCACCGCAGCACACAGAGACAGACCACGGAACGGCAUGGCUGUGCCACGGCCACACUCAGGCCUGGGACCCCUCUACCCACCCAACUUGCUACUCGUUGGCCCUCCGAGCCGGAGUCGGUGGGGGUGGGGGGGUUGGGGCCCGCACUGCCCCACUGUUCUUUCAGCCCUGCAGGUGGCGCCGGGGCCCCGAGGAUGGUGGAUGUGGACCACGGCUGCGGGACAGAUGGGGAAGCUCUCUUGGAACAGAAAAUAAAGAGGCAGGUAAGAUGAAACCAGAGCUACUUCAGAUUUGUGAAGGAAGGAGGGGUGUGAUGGUUUUCUUCUUCCCAUCUUUCUGGAAGGUCUUUCUCACAAUGGCAAGUUGUGGCUGUCUGGCCUCCAAGUCAUCUCAGUCCACUCUGGUCCUGGGCGAAGGCUGGCAUGCCCCCCUUUCCCUCCCCUCCUUGUUCCAGGGCAGGUUUCCAGAGCACAAGUCUUUCCUCCCCUGCCGCAGAUGGUGGCUUCGGAGCUCUUCAACCCAAAAUUCAUUUAGUUUUCAUUACCUUGUAAGAAUAGUCUGGCUAAGGCAUCUCCAUUCAAAACUCAGUUACUGGAUUAAGUUGUUGAAUUAUAGGAAGUUUAAAGAUCAAAGAGCUAUUUUAAAUACUACUUGUAUCUGGUUCCCCCCCGCCCCCCCAAACUCAAAUCUUUGCCCAUUUAUUUUCACGGGAUCAGGUAUAUAGUGUGAUUCGACUGUUUUUUUUUCCAUCAGCCUUGGCUCCAUCCCAGUCUGUUCCCAUGGAUGGCUGCGGAAUACGGAUUAGCCAGCUUCAUCCACUGUGAGUCGCCUCCCCAGGCUGACAGGAAAGCAUCCUCUUGGACUAGCCGCUUUGGCUUGGAGCAGAGGUCUGGUCUGUGGGGUUUGCUCUAGGUUUCUAGGUUUCCCUGGUAACAGGAAAAUCAUUUAAAAUGCUAAAUCAGGAAACCUAUCACAGUGAAGAGACUCUCCAGAUUCUUCUCUGAACAAGGUCCAGAAAUCGAGCUGUUGUUUAGUAAGAAUCAGAGCAUUGGAGAGGUGGGCCCUCAGAGUGACCCAACUGGGAGGGGACUCAGGAAGCAGAAGAGAAAGAAGCCUGUGUUUCUUCAGGCAGGCAGCCUUCCCUCUGAACGGGGACACGGGAGGCUUAGGCACGGGCCUCAGCUGCAGCUGGCAGCCUGAGGCAGAGGAUGCCCCCCACCGCAAGAACCCCGUGCCGUCUAGCCAGCACCCAGCCUCUGGAAUGGCUUGCUUUAAUUAAAAGGGAGCCCUGGGAGAGAACCACUUCCCUCAUGUCCGACCAAGACCCUGGGUUGCAGAGUGCCAUGGAGUUUAAGAUAAGGCCAUGGUGGGAGUUAGCCAUACUCUUCCACUGCCCUGCCCCCCAGCCCCCUCUACUGCCCCUUCAGGAGGUGGGGCGGGGGGGGGGGGGGGGCGCGCCCACAGGAAAAUGCUGGGGAAAAGAAACCUGUUUCACUGCCUGAUACCGGUCUCCCAGCCUAAGCAAU